AUGGCUCCCGGUUCUCGGCGCACGAAAUUAUCUGGAUCCCUUCCACCCUCUAGAACGCUUGUUGUUGAUAAUGGCUCGUACACGCUCAAGGCAGGAUUCUCUUCACCAUCUUCACUAUUGACCGAAACUUCGACAUCUGCGUCUACGCCCAGCAUCAUCCCGAAUUGCCUCGCGCGAGACCGAGAAAAGAAUGUUUAUAUCGGGUCCCAGCUAUCGUCUUGCAAAGACUUUGGCGAUAUCGUGUUUCGCCGGCCGAUGGAGAAGGGCUACAUUGUCAACUGGGAGGCUGAGAAAGAGAUCUGGGAGCAUGAGUUCUUCGAUGCGAAGGCCAAGCUACACUGUGACCCCAAAGAAACCGGCUUGAUACUUACCGAGGCCCCAAAUGCUCUGCCAGUGCUGCAAGGACAUUGCGACCAGAUGGUGUUUGAAGAGUUCGGGUUUGCCAGAUAUCUACGGACGAACGGUGCCACUCUGAACGCGUACAAUGAUAUCCAAUCCUCCUUCAAAGCACCAGCGCCAGCCGCAGAGAUCGUAUCCACCCCACCCGCCGAGAUCCUUAUGCUCAUCGACUCUUCCUACUCGCACACGACUAUCACUCCCCUUCUCCUUGGGCGGCCUCUACAAAAGUCUGUCCGGCGCCUUGAGGUUGGAGGGAAGCUGCUCACAAACUACCUGACCAGGCUGAUCAACGUCAGGCAGUACGAUAUGAAAGAGGAGACCUACCUGGUCAACGAAAUCAAGGAGGCCACGCUCUACGUAUCGAAUGACUUCAGAAAGGAUAUGGAGCGAACAUGGAAAGGGCCGAAAGGGGACAGGCGACCUGUAUUUGAAUCGGGGGAAGGGAUCGCAAAGGAUUAUGUCCUGCCAGAUUAUCACGCCAAGAAAGCGGGCUUUGUUCGGGACCAUGAUCCGACUGCUGCUACGAAAUUGAAGGAGUUGACGAAGGGAAAAUCCUUAGGGGCAUCUGAGGAUGUUUUGACAUUGAGGAAUGAACGAUUCACGGUGCCAGAGUUGCUCUUCAACCCCUCUGAUAUUGGAUUACGACAAAGCGGUAUUGCUCAGCAGGUGAUGGACAGCUUGUCCAGCAUCCCGAUGGGGUUAUGGCCUGGAUUCUUGGCCAACAUCUUUGUUGUGGGCGGGAAUUCCAAUAUCCAUGGCUUCGUCCCGAGACUACAGACGGAGAUUCGAGCGUUGGCCCCGGCUGAGUGCAUCGUGAGGGUUGCGAAACCUGCAGAUCCGGUCACCAGUACGUGGCAAGGAGGUGCGAAUCUCGCAAAGAACGAAGAGGCUUUGCGAAAUCUGAGCGUCACGAAAGAGGAGUACGAGGAAUAUGGUGGCGCGUGGGUCGCCCGGAGAUUUGGAGGGCGAUAG
Molecule: messenger RNA, 1371 nt
Organism: Drepanopeziza brunnea f. sp. 'multigermtubi' MB_m1
Lineage: Eukaryota; Fungi; Ascomycota; Leotiomycetes; Helotiales; Drepanopezizaceae
Cellular component (GO): Swr1 complex
Molecular function (GO): nucleosome binding
Source: RefSeq, a predicted model, not a curated record